Nanorana parkeri is the source of this 1361-nucleotide messenger RNA. RefSeq names its product syntaxin 5 (gene STX5). Gene Ontology annotation, biological process: vesicle fusion; intracellular protein transport; endoplasmic reticulum to Golgi vesicle-mediated transport. The record is from RefSeq and is a predicted model, not a curated record. Gene Ontology annotation, cellular component: Golgi membrane; SNARE complex; endomembrane system. Lineage: Eukaryota; Metazoa; Chordata; Amphibia; Anura; Dicroglossidae. The coding region runs from base 154 to 1188 and encodes 344 amino acids. Gene Ontology annotation, molecular function: SNAP receptor activity; SNARE binding. The transcript is spliced from 11 exons.
AUUCUGCGCUCUCUGGCGCUUAGUAGCCAGUGACGCGUGAGUACGUGGCGCUGACGUCAGCGAAACCCCCGGCACAGACGAGGACUGCGAAGGCGGCUGCUGAGGCAGAAAAGGAGUUGUGACGGAAGAAUAAAGGACCCUGGCCCAGGACUCAUGAACACUCGUAAACGUCACGGUUCCCGCAACACUGAUAACGGAGUUUACGUAGGACCUCCACAGACCCAAGUCCUGCCCUCCACUACUACUGAGGUUUUCUCUCCUCCGGUUCUUCCUCCUCCAGCUAACGUGAUGUCCUGCCGGGACCGCACUGCUGAGUUCAUAUCUGCUUGCAAGUCUCUGCGUGGACGUCAGAAUGGUGUUCAGCUGUCUAAUCCUUCUCUUAAUGCUGUGAAACAGAGAAGUGAAUUUACUCUUAUGGCCAAACGAAUCGGAAAGGAUCUUAGCAACACGUUCAGCAAGCUGGAAAAACUGACAAUAUUGGCUAAAAGAAAAUCCCUGUUUGAUGACAAAGCAGUGGAAAUUGAGGAACUAACGUACAUUAUUAAACAAGAUAUUGGAAGCCUGAAUCAGCAGAUUGCUCAGUUACAGUCCUUUGUAAGAGCACGGGGCAAUCAGAAUGGGCGACACGUUCAAACGCACUCAAAUACUGUGGUGGUUUCUCUUCAGUCAAAGCUGGCAUCAAUGUCUAAUGACUUCAAGUCUGUAUUGGAAGUAAGAACAGAGAACCUAAAGCAUCAGCGAAGUCGCAGGGAGCAGUUUUCUCAGGGUCAGGUCUCUGCUCUACCCCACCAUCACAACAGCAUGGGUCCCUCCGUCCUCCUACAAGAUGACUCUCGCAGGCAUGGGGAUGUGACAAUAGACAUGGACUCAAAAGUUAGUCAGCAGUUGCAGUUAAUAGAUGAGCAGGAUUCCUAUAUUCAGAGUCGAGCAGACACGAUGCAGAACAUAGAAUCCACCAUAGUUGAACUGGGUUCAAUCUUCCAACAGCUGGCUCAUAUGGUAAAGGAGCAGGAAGAAACUAUACAACGGAUUGAUGGGAAUGUAGAAGAGACGCAGCUGAAUGUGGAAGCAGCCCACUCUGAAAUCCUGAAAUACUUUCAGUCUGUCACAUCAAACCGCUGGCUCAUGAUCAAGAUAUUUCUUAUACUUAUCGUUUUUUUCAUCAUAUUUGUGGUCUUCCUGGCUUGAGACAACCAACCCCCCCCCAAAUCAGAACAGCGGUCCACACACACUCCAUGCUACCUCCAGACAGCCUGGUCCUAUGAAACCACAGGAAAAUCGCAGUGUUGUCACCUUGUAUGCAUGUGGAUUGUGGCUAUUGCGUGGGGGACAUAAAUUGUGUGUGGCUUUUUUUUUCUUUU